CCGUCCCGCCGAGGCCCGUGGCCUGAGGCGGAGCCGAGCGCCAUGCCGGCCGGGCCCGAGCAGCCGCCUCAGCAGCCCGCCGCUGAGGAGGACCGGGAGGACGACGACGACGACGACGACGACGACGAGGAGGAGGACGAGGAAGAAGGGGAGGAGGAGGAAGAGGAGGAGGAGGAGGACGGGGGCGGAGGGGCCGCCCUCACGACGACGCCGCCGCCGCCCCCGCCCCCUCAGACGCGGCAGCGGUUCGACGAGCUGUGCGGCCGCCUCAACAUGGACGGGGCGGCGCGGGCCGAGGCCUGGGACAGCUACCGCGCCAUGAGCCAGAGCUACACCCUCGAGGGAAAUGAUCUUCACUGGUUAGCAUGUGCCUUAUAUGUGGCUUGCAGAAAAUCUGUUCCAACUGUAAGCAGAGGGACAGUUGAAGGGAACUAUGUCUCCUUAACCAGAAUCCUGCGCUGCUCAGAGCAGAGUCUAAUUGAAUUUUUUAACAAGAUGAAGAAGUGGGAAGACAUGGCAAAUCUACCAGAACGCUUCAGAGAACGAACCGAGAGACUUGAGAGAAACUUCACCGUUUCUGCUGUAAUUUUUAAGAAGUUUGAACCCAUUUUUCAGGACAUCUUUAAGUAUCCCCAAGAAGAGCAACCCCGCCCACCAAGAGGAAGAAAACAAAGGCGUCAACCUUGUACAGUCUCUGAAGUUUUCCAGUUUUGCUGGGUGCUCUUUGUAUAUGCAAAAGGCAACUUCCCCAUGAUCAGUGAUGAUCUAGUCAACUCUUACCAUCUUUUGCUGUGUGCUCUGGACCUGGUGUACGGAAAUGCAGUUCAGUGCUCGAAUCGCAGAGAACUUUUGAAUCCUAAUUUUAAAGGCCUGCCUGAAGACUUUCAGAAUAAGGAUUCUAAACCCUCUUCAGAGCCCCCCUGUAUCAUUGAGAAACUCUGCUCCCUCCACGACGGCCUGGUUUUGGAAGCGAAGGGAAUAAAAGAACACUUCUGGAAACCGUACAUCAGGAAGCUUUUUGACAAAAAGCUCUUGAAAGGAAAGGAAGAAAGUCUUACCGGGUUUCUAGAUCCUGGGAACUUUGGAGAUAGUGUGAAAGCCAUCAACAAGGCCUACGAGGAGUAUGUUUUAUCUGUAGGGAAUUUGGAUGAGCGGAUAUUUCUUGGGGAAGAUGCAGAGGAGGAGAUUGGAACCCUCACCAGGUGUCUGAACACCAGUUCCGGAAUGGAGAGUGCUGAAAGAGUGCACGUGAAGUACAGCCUGCAGCAGCAUUUUGAUCGGUCUAAAGUGUUUAGGAUCGCAACUCCUCUCACUGGCCGCAACUACAUAAAGGAGAGCAGUCCGUACGUGACCCCGAUUUCCAUAGCCACGCACAGCUUGAGUCGUCUUCACACCAUGCUGAAGGGCCUCAAGAACGCUCCCAGUGAGAACCUGGAGCAAAUUCUAAGAGCGUGCUCCCGAGAUCCUUCUCAGUCCAUUGCUAACAGACUGAAAGAGAUGUACGAGCUCUAUUGUCAGCACUCCCAGGCAGAUGGGGACUUCGGGAGCUGCGCCAGAGAGAUCGAAAGCAAGCAUUUUCGGCUUGCUGAAGUGCUUUACUACAAGGUGUUGGAAUCCGUCCUGGAGCAAGAACGGAAACGACUGGGGGACACCGAUUUGUCGGGCAUCCUGGAGCAGGACGCCUUCCACCGCUCCCUUCUGGCCUGCUGCCUGGAGAUCAUCACUUUCUCUUACAAGCCUCCCGGGAACUUUCCCCUGAUCACUGAAAUCUUCGACGUGCCCCUCUAUCAUUUUUACAAGGUGAUAGAAGUGUUCAUUAGGGCCGAAGACGGCCUUUGCAGAGAGGUGGUCAAGCACCUUAAUCAUAUCGAGGAGCAGAUCUUGGACCACAUGGCGUGGAAGCCAGACUCCCCGCUGUGGGACAGGAUCCGAGACAAUGAGAACAAGGUUCCCACCUGUGAAGAGGUCAUGCCGCCCCAGAACCUGGAGAGAGGUGAUGGCGGGAAUAUGGCCGGCUCCCCUAUGACCCCCAGAAGGGUCAGCGAAGUGCGUGCUGAAACCGGAGGUCCUGGGAGAACUCUGCCAGGUUCUCCGACCGGCCUGUACGAACGAUACAGUUCCCCGGCAGCCAGCGCUACCAGGAGGCGACUGUUUGCAGACAACGACAGCCCCUCGGAAGCCGCGCCGCCCGGCAGGGCCCCCCCCCAGACCUUGGUCGGCCCCACGGCGGCCGAGUCCGUGUCGGUUGCCCCGGUCGCCCCGGUCCCCGGCCAGACCCUGGUCACCAUGGCAACCGCCACGGUGACGGCCAAUAACGGACAGACGGUGACGAUCCCCGUUCAAGGCAUCGCCAACGAGAACGGCGGCAUCACGUUCUUCCCGGUCCAAGUCAACGUCGGGGGCCAGGCCCCGGCCGUGGCGGGGUCGGUGCCGCCCCUCAGUGCCCAGGCCCUGGCCGGGACCCUCAGCCCCCAGCAGAUGUCCGGCACCCCCUUGCAGGUCCCGGGCCAGGUGGCCAUUCAGCCCCUGUCCCCCUGUGGCCAGCAGCGGAGGCAGGGCCAGGCUUCUGCCGCCGCCGCCGGCCUCAGGCCUAGGAAGACCAGCUCCUUGUCGCUCUUCUUCCGGAAGGUCUACCACCUGGCCAGCGUCCGCCUCCGCGACCUCUGCGCCAAGCUGGAGAUCUCGGACGAGCUGAGGAAAAAGAUCUGGACCUGCUUCGAGUUUUCCGUGGUUCAGUACCCGGAGCUCAUGCGGGACCGCCAUCUGGACCAGCUGUUGAUGUGUGCCAUCUACGUGAUGGCCAAGGUCACCAAAGACGACAAAUCCUUCCAGAACAUCAUGCGCUGCUAUCGGACUCAGCCCCAGGCCCGGAGCCAGGUGUACCGCAGCGUCCUCAUAAAGGGAAGACGCCGCAGGAGAAAUUCCGGCAGCAGCGACAGCCGAAGCCACCAGAAUUCGCCCACCGAGCUGAGCAAGGAAAGGGCCAGCAGAGACUCGAGCCCGGUGAUGCGGUCCAGCAGCACCCUGCCCGUGCCCCAGCCCAACAGCGCGCCCCCGACACCCACCCGCCUCACCGGCCCCAACAGCGACAUCGAGGAGGAAGAGAGGGGCGACCUCAUCCAGUUCUACAACAACAUCUACAUAGAACAGAUCAGGACCUUUGCCCUGAAAUACUCUCAGGCCAACUCGGCCGAGGCGCCUCCGCUGUCCCCCUUCCCGUUUGUGCGGACCGGCUCUCCCCGCCGCAUCCAGCUGUCCCAGAACCACUCGGUCUACAUCUCCCCGCACAAGAACGAAUCCAUGCUGUCUCCGCGGGAGAAGAUCUUCUACUACUUCAGCAGCAGCCCCUCCAAGAGGCUGAGAGAGAUCAACAGCAUGAUCAGGACGGGGGAGACGCCCACAAAGAAGCGAGGCAUUCUGCUGGAGGACGGGAGCGAGUCGCCCGCCAAGAGGCUCUGCCCGGAAAACCACACCGCUUUACUGCGCCGUCUCCAGGACGUGGCGAACGACCGGGGGUGCCAUUAAGGGCUGCACCGAGCCGGGCUUCACCCAAGACAGGCCAGAGACAUGGAGACUUUUGCCGUGUUGCUCUUCCGGCUUCUUCUAGGCACA
Tachyglossus aculeatus (Australian echidna) is the source of this 3612-nucleotide messenger RNA. It is a transcript of the gene RBL2, whose product is annotated as RB transcriptional corepressor like 2. The record is from RefSeq and is a predicted model, not a curated record. Gene Ontology annotation, molecular function: RNA polymerase II transcription regulatory region sequence-specific DNA binding. The coding region runs from base 43 to 3525 and encodes 1160 amino acids. NCBI's taxonomy places the organism in Eukaryota, Metazoa, Chordata, Mammalia, Monotremata, Tachyglossidae. The transcript has 23 exons. Gene Ontology annotation, cellular component: nucleus; chromatin; transcription regulator complex. Gene Ontology annotation, biological process: regulation of transcription by RNA polymerase II; negative regulation of G1/S transition of mitotic cell cycle; cell differentiation.